AGUACUACUAAGAAAAUUCUUUAAAAAAGAACAACAUUUUUGCAAUUUUUAAAUAUGUGUAUUUUGGAAUCUGAUUGCGCAUACUAUGUGCAUAUACUUGGAUGUUCGUCUCAUAAAUCGUAAAAAGUUUAAAAAUCUACUUUUUAAAAAUAUGUAGCAAAACAUCGAAAAGUCGUCUUUUUGUUUCAACUACAAACCCUAAUAUGAAUAAUUUGUUUUAUUCCACAUUGUUUCAUUUUUUUAUUAACAUAUAUUUUUUGCACGGUUAUUUGAUUUUGACGUUUCCACUAAAAUUCGCUUCAGCGUUUGUAAACAAUAAUACCGAUUUUUGCGAAAAAAUAUUAUUAACAUUACAUUCAAUGUAAAACAGAUUAAUAAUGAUAACAUUAACGAAACUUAACGCAAAGGAAAGGUGUCGCACCUGUUUGUGUAAACUUCUAAAAGAUGAAAGUAAUUCAAGCGAUUUUGACAAUAUAGUGACAUCGUUCCCAAACAAGUUUGUCGACAUCAAUGUAAAUAAGCAUUUACAAGAGAUGCUGGAAAAAUAUGUGUCCUUGGGGUGUGAAAUGGAUUUGUACAAUGAACAAUCGUACCCGCAAUAUGUAUGCAUAGAGUGCUUGAAGCACUUGGAAACGUUUGAUACGUUUCGAAAUAAGGCGUUGGAUAGUGCUAAAAAACUAUAUAAAGUAUUUAGUGACAAUUUCAAUGUUGCUAAAAUAGAACUGAACGAUGAUGGACUCGAAUUUAAAGACAAUAAAACGGAUCAAUUAAAUGUUUGCGUCAAAGAUGACAUUUUCAAUUUAUUUCUGAAAGAUUCUUUGAUGGAGACCGAAGCAAUUAUUCUAGGUAGCACCGAUAACAAUAAUGAUUUUAAUAGUAUGGAUCCUGAUCCAUUCCAAAACACACAAAAACAAGAUCAUUUGAGAAAACCCAGACCACGGAGGGCUAAAGGGAAAAUCUAUACCCUUUCCAAUAGUAAAUUAAGCCGUAAAUGUAAAAAAUCUAAUGGCAUAGAAGAAAGUGAAUCGAUAAAUUUAAAUUUGAAAGGAGUAACAACGAACUUAGAGCAAAAAAAUAGGACGGAAAUAUGUCAGACGGAAAAGGAGGAUAUCGACUCGCAAGAUUGUACGUUUCAAGAUGCAGAUGAUAAUUUGUCCGAUAAUGAAGUGUUAAGUAAUAAAAUUCAACAUUCCGAAAGAGCAGCCAGGGAAAGGCAACCAAAACUAAGAAAAUGUAAUAUUAAACCAAAUGAUGAGAUUACAUUUUCGAACAGUGAAUUUCGAUUUGAGUUAAAGGAGUGUGAAGAAAAUACUAAAGAAAACUCAAAAGAAAGUAAACCCAAAAGUUCAACAUAUAUAAAGAACGUCGAGUUGGAAAAGCAACAUUCAGAAGCUAUAAAAACUGAACUGAACUCUGGUUGUGAAUCAUCAAGCGACGGUGAAUUCAAUACAAAUACACUGCCAAAUAUAACCGAGGCGAAAAAGAAAAAAAGACACUAUAUUUUAAAUAGUGGUCGAAAGAAAGGACUGGCUAAUAGAUACAAGUGUGAUCAAUGUCAGCAUAAGUUUGGUCAUAAGCUUACCCUUGAGGCACACAUCCGUAAAGUACAUGAAGGACAAAAGAAGGCGUUUAAAUGCCAACUUUGCGAUAAGGCAUAUUCGUUUGUAGGAGGGUUGUCAACUCAUAUUAGAGACGUACACGAAAGGAAGCAGGAUUCGUACGAUUGCAGUAUUCCGGGAUGUGAUAAAAAGUAUAGCAACUUUAUUACAUUGCAACGUCAUGUGCGUUUUAAGCAUCUCAAUAUGGAAACAACUCAUCAAUACGUAUGCGAACAAUGUGGAGCCACAUUUAAACAGAGUUCAAAUUUACGCUACCAUAUGAAAACUCGACAUCCGACUGAAGAGGAUUUGAGGCGGAAAGAACUGUUGCCUAAAGAUAGAUUGGAAUGCGAGGAAUGUAAAAAGUCGUUCCAUUCUCAAUAUACCCUUAAAUACCACAAAUUACGGGUACAUGCAGACGAGAAAAAAUUCGAAUGCAAAAUUUGCGGACGUCGGGUUGCAAAACAGUUUAUGUUAGACUCACACAUGUUGGUACACUCCGACCAGAAACUGGCUUGCAAGUUCUGCGGUCGAGAGUUCGUUCGCAAAUAUCAGGUGGAAGCUCACAUUAGAGCAGUUCAUCAAAAACUAAAACCUUUCCAGUGCCCCCAUUGCAGUGAAAGCUUUGCUUCACGUAAAACUUUACGCCAUCACAUCUAUAUACACACUGGCGAAAAACCAUACGUAUGCGAUAUUUGCGGGCAGGCAUAUCGUCAACCAACUUGUUUAAAAAAUCAUCGUAAAAUUCAUAACAAACUUACUGCAAGUGAUGCGGCCCCUGUUGUAGCCGCUAAUCGCAGUUUCAUAGAUAACUUUGUUGAAAACAAUGAUGAUGCGCUGGAGCAGAAUUAACAUCUAAAUUAAUUUAUUUAAUGUAAAAUAUAAUAAUUCUAAGUCAAACUUGUGUUUUGAGUGAUAAUUUGAAUUAGAGGUGCAAGUAAUCAUAUAUUAAUUUGUCCUAAAAAUUGACCAUCGAA
Molecule: messenger RNA, 2575 nt
Organism: Lucilia cuprina (Australian sheep blowfly)
Lineage: Eukaryota; Metazoa; Arthropoda; Insecta; Diptera; Calliphoridae
Product: zinc finger protein 260
Exons: 2
Coding region: 378-2450 (690 amino acids)
Cellular component (GO): nucleus
Molecular function (GO): zinc ion binding
Source: RefSeq, a predicted model, not a curated record